GACAUUUCUCUAUACUUUUGUUGUGAUCCCUAUUUCUUAAAAUAUUUAUUAAUAUUUAUUGUACAUAGUUUAUAACCAUUUUACUAUGAUAUUAAUUUAAUUUGCAAGAAAUAAUGAUAUAUACUAUUAUUAUUGAAAAUGGAAAUCAUUAAUCCAAACGCGGCCGUUCUCACCAACUUCGAGGUUAUGAGUGCACUAAAAAACAUGAAAAGCAGCAAAAAGAAACACGGUUUGCGAAAUUUAGCAACUAUCACGUACGAAACGGUCCAGUAUCUGGAAGACACGCCCUGUCGAGAGCAAAGUUCCGAGUCGAUAGUAGCUUUUCUCCGAGCAAUGAAGCAAUUUAAUCUAACCAAAAACGAAUGUCUGAUGAUGAUCAACGAUCCGCCCAGUUCUGCGCUACACAUACAGAUCAUGAUCGAAGACUCGGACGAGCGGCUAACUGACGAACAGGUCAAUCUGAUUAUCGAACUCGGCGCAAAACUUCGCACGAGUAGCACCGAGGGGGUGGGUCAUCAAGUGGAAGAAAACGAAUGAGGUGCGUCUUGAUUGAGGACGUGGAUGACGACUUGAUAUUUCCUGUAUACAAAUAAGUUAAAUUGUAAAAUAAAAACAAACUAGCCUACGAUGCA
Messenger RNA from Wyeomyia smithii (pitcher-plant mosquito), 632 nucleotides. It is a transcript of the gene Polr3I, whose product is annotated as DNA-directed RNA polymerase III subunit RPC9. Gene Ontology annotation, cellular component: RNA polymerase III complex. Bases 139 to 537 code for a protein of 132 amino acids. Gene Ontology annotation, molecular function: nucleotide binding. NCBI's taxonomy places the organism in Eukaryota, Metazoa, Arthropoda, Insecta, Diptera, Culicidae. The record is from RefSeq and is a predicted model, not a curated record. Gene Ontology annotation, biological process: transcription initiation at RNA polymerase III promoter. The transcript is spliced from 2 exons.